Molecule: messenger RNA, 762 nt
Organism: Chironomus riparius
Lineage: Eukaryota; Metazoa; Arthropoda; Insecta; Diptera; Chironomidae
Source: the annotation of a GenBank genome assembly
AUGGACAAAUGGGUCGGUAAGAUUGCAGUAGUCACUGGAGCUUCAUCCGGAAUCGGAGCUGCAAUAGUCAAAGAUUUAGCUCAACAUGGUUUAAUUGUCAUUGGACUAGCUCGUCGCUCUGAAAAAGUCGAUGAAAUUGCAAAGGAACUAACCUCAGCACCUGGAAAAAUUCAUUCACACAAAUGUGACGUCGGCGAUUUAAACUCAGUCAAAAAAACCUUCAAAUGGAUUGAAGAAAAAUUCCAAAAAGUCCAUAUCCUCAUCAACAAUGCUGGAGUUUCGUUCUACGAUGAUAUUCUGGAUCCAAGUGAUGAAAGAACUGCAAGACUGAAUGAAGUCAUCAACAUCAACUUUACUGGACUUGUCCACACAACAAGAGAAGCCUUUAGACUAAUGAAAGUAGCUGAUGACUACGGAAUGAUCAUCAAUGUAGGCUCAGUUUAUGACAACAUGAUUAAAUUCCCAAACACAUCAUCAAUAUAUCCAGCAACAAAGUAUGCUGUUCGGUCAUUGACUGAGAUAAUUCGUCAAGAGCUGAUUGUGGCUGAUAAUGAUAAGAUAAGAGUCGCGAAUGUUAGUCCGGGGAUUGUGAGGACUAAUAUUGGACAUGCUGCUGGUAGACAGGAUGCUGAUACAUUUUAUGACACUAGACCUUGCUUGGAGCCUGAAAGUAUUUCUGAAGGUGUUAUUUAUAUGCUGAGUACGCCUUGGAAUGUGAAUGUGACGCAAUUGACGAUUAAACCUGUGGGCGAAAGGUUUUGA